AUGGUUCUUGAUGCUGAAUCCUCCUUCUCAACAACGCUUCUUCUUUCAUGUGUGUUUCCUAAUAGUUUCGCUUUUAUGAGGUUAUUACAAAACGCUCAUCACUUCUCUUCUGUCUCUAACGACGACAACAACAGCAAGAAAGACAUUCGCUUAGGAUCUGAUCAUCAAGUAAAAGAUAAUCAUCACCGAGUUUGUAGGAGAGAUUGUAGUUUCAUGGACAAUCAAGAAGAGCCAAGAAGUACUACUUCUAGGUUAAGCUCCAAGGACGACAACAACAACAACAAUAAUAAUAAUACCAACAACGAAGACAACGAUCAUGAGAUGAGACAAGAAGGGUGGCUCCAGUUAAGCACAGGCCACGAGGAUGAUCAUAGACCGGAUCUUGACAAUAAACAUCAAACCAAUCAAACGGCUGGGAGAGACUCUUUUCUAGAGCUUAACCUUUACUCUGGAGGUUCAAAUAGAGAAGAAAGAGUUGGUCUUCCGUUAAUGUCAUCUAUCUUUCAUCAUCAGCAUGAACCAGGAGGGAUGAUGAUUAAUCCAUUGAUGUUCCCUACCAGGCCUGAUCAUGAGACUAUUGGUUCUUGGUCGGCUGCAUUUAGGACGCCUUUUGUUCCACAAAACCUAGUGCAACCAUCAUCUUCAUCUGCUUCUUUGAUGAUGCCAUUCAUAGGACCUUACUUUGGUCGUUCCAAUUUUCAGCAGCAGUUAAUAGGGAACAAUAAUAAUAAUAAUAAUAAUAAUAAUAAUAAUCCGGAUGUGGUGGCUGGUCCAAGCUCGAGUUUUCGAGUCAUUGAUCCUCCCAGACGACCCCAUUCCGGCAUUUGGUUCCUCCUUCAAGCUUCUCAAAACCAGACAAGAGAACCAUUCUUGCCUCAGAUACCCAAGAGCUACUUGAGAAUCAAGGACGGGAAGAUGACUGUUCGACUAUUGAUGAAAUAUUUGGUGACCAAGUUGAGAUUGGAGCACGAAUCCCAGGUAGAGAUAAGAUGCAGAGGGCAAGAACUGGAGCCAGUGUUGACACUACAACACGUGAGAGAUACAAUCUGGAGAGGAAGCAGAGACAACUCUUCUAUUUCACAAAACCUUAUUACUUUGCUUCCAAACUCAUCUACCUCUGAUCAUCUCAUGGUCCUUCAUUAUGGUAGGACUCUUUCUUAAAAACCAUUAUAUAUUCCUAUUUAUUUUUUAACACCAUAUUAUUCUCAAUAAAAACAACCGCCCACCCUUUCUUUUUUCUUAACUCAACAGCCCACCUUCUUCAAUUGUCUUCUUCCCUCUCUUUUUUUUGGCUGGGUGGUUUUGAUUAUUUUAUUUAUCCUUAAGGCCUUUUUUGUGAGAUUUGUCGAAUGAUCAAUCAAGAACAAAUGAGUAUCUAAUUCAGUAGGAGUAGCAUGCCUCCGAUUGAUGUUUUUAUUGUUGUAUCUUCUGGGGCUGCGAGUUACAUUAACGCAUGAAAGAUGUAUUCAUAUUUUUUUUUUUUGAUCAAGAUGUAUUCAUAUUUAUAUGCAUUGUUUU
Messenger RNA from Eruca vesicaria subsp. sativa (arugula), 1518 nucleotides. The record is from the annotation of a GenBank genome assembly. NCBI's taxonomy places the organism in Eukaryota, Viridiplantae, Streptophyta, Magnoliopsida, Brassicales, Brassicaceae.